UACAAGCUCGCGGGAAAAGCUGCCAACUGCCAUCCAGCAGUCCAACUUAGACUCUAGCCGACUUCGGGCCGACUAUCGUUCGGCGUGCAGCAAUUUGCCGUAGUCUUGUGGUGCAGUGGUACAAAGGAAACCCGGAAGAUAUGCAGAGCUUGCGCAACAUCGGCGGCAGUCCGUACGAGGCGGCACCCCGUGGGGAUUCCUUCCGGAAGCUACGCGAUGGCUCCGGUUCCGGAUCAGGUGGUCUGACGACGGUCAAGUUUGUGCUGAGUUGCUUGAUCGAUGCCGGCACGUUUCUGGUGCUGCUGGUACCGAUUCUGGUCAAGUACGUGGUUGGGCUGUUUGUUGGUCCACCGAAGAAGGACAUCCACGGUCAGUUGGCCCUCGUGACGGGUGGCUCGAACGGGUUAGGUCGGGAGAUUUGCUUCCAGUUGGCACGGAAUGGGUGUCACGUGGCGGUCGUUGACCUGGACGCGGUGAACGGGGAGAAGACUGUCCAGGACUUGCACCAGCAGCACGGUGUGAAGGCGAAGUUCUACAAGGCGGACAUUUCCAGCUAUGAAUCGGUUCAGGAGCUGCGAAAGAGUGUCGAGAGCAGCCUCGGGCAGGUGGACAUUCUGGUGAACAAUGCCGGCGUGUUGCCGCUGAUGUCCGUCCGGGAAGGAACGCCGGAGGAUUUGAAGAAGGUGCUGGAGAUCAACUUGCUGUCGCACUUUUGGACCAUCCGAACCUUCAUCGACGGAAUGGUAUCGCGCCGAAAGGGUCACAUUGUGGCCGUUGCUUCGGCAGCCGCAUACCUUCCGCUGGGACGGCUGUGCGCCUAUGUGGCGUCCAAGUACGGCGUCCGCGGCCUGAUGGAAGCCUUCAACGACGAGCUGUACUGUGACGGGCUGCAGAACGAGGUGUUCACCACGACCGUCUACCCGUACUUCAUCAACACCCGCAAGGACCUCAUCGACGCGCUGGACAAGGCAAACGUGCUUGGAAGGGUGCCCGUUUAUUCCGCCAAAACGAUGGCGCGUGCCAUCGUCGGAGGAAUGUUGCGCAACCGGCAGAACAUCUACGUGCCGAAGGCAAUGAAACCGGUCCUCAUUCAGUACGAGAACAUUCCAAAUGAGAUCAAAAGACUGGCGCGCAGAAUUAUGCUGAGAACGGAAAUACCCAAAUUGAUGAACUAGCUUCACCACUCGCAAGUGGGAAGUAUGCGUUCAAGUGUGAUAUUUAAAGUCCUGCGAAUCCAGUGCGCAUUUCCGGUAGUCGUUUUUGUUUGUUCAAACGUGAUUUAUUUGGAAAUUACAGGAAGUUGUCAUGUUUAA
Culex quinquefasciatus (southern house mosquito) is the source of this 1313-nucleotide messenger RNA. Its product is annotated as estradiol 17-beta-dehydrogenase 11. Gene Ontology annotation, cellular component: lipid droplet. Bases 141 to 1175 code for a protein of 344 amino acids. Lineage: Eukaryota; Metazoa; Arthropoda; Insecta; Diptera; Culicidae. Gene Ontology annotation, molecular function: oxidoreductase activity, acting on the CH-OH group of donors, NAD or NADP as acceptor. The transcript is spliced from 6 exons. The record is from RefSeq and is a predicted model, not a curated record.